Molecule: messenger RNA, 1149 nt
Organism: Branchiostoma floridae (Florida lancelet)
Lineage: Eukaryota; Metazoa; Chordata; Leptocardii; Amphioxiformes; Branchiostomatidae
Product: alpha-2 adrenergic receptor-like
Exons: 2
Coding region: 1-1149 (382 amino acids)
Biological process (GO): G protein-coupled receptor signaling pathway
Cellular component (GO): membrane
Molecular function (GO): G protein-coupled receptor activity
Source: RefSeq, a predicted model, not a curated record
AUGUUGAAACCAUGGUUUUUGUUCACACUACCAUUGUUCCCUACAGUCAGCAUCGUGGUGACUGUUGUCGGUGGCCUCCUCACCAUACUGGUCAUCUGGACACGUCCGGCCCUACGGAAACUGGUCAACGCGCCUCUGGCCAGUCUUAGUUGUGCAGGUAUCCUCUACGCCACGUUGUUUUCCCCCUUUUGGAUCCAGCAGAUCCUAAACCCCCAAUGGGAGCCCCCACCAGCACUGUGCUGGUUUCUAGGCUAUUCCAAUGUCGUGCUAGGGGGGGUGUCGGUAACCCACAUGUUGUGUAUCGCUCUUCAGCGUUACUUCAAGAUCUGUACCAACAGUAUACUUCUCAAUGCCACACGUGCCCUCGUCAUCAUGCUCUUGCUCACAUGGUUGGUCCCCAUGGUUUCAUUCUUGCCACUUUACGUCGUUGAAGAACCCAAAGUCGAUCCAAAGCUGAAACGGUGUUCGUUGGGAAGAUCUGACAAACUCUGGGCAAAGAUUCCCACAGCCAUUUUAGUCUACGUCCUCCCAUAUAUUGCUGCCCUGGCCUUUUACACCCUCAUCCAGAACCAUGUGACAAAGCCUGUAGGAAAUCUGGAGGGUGUGGUGUGGGUGGGGGACGAAAUGUCCACAUCAAGUGAUGACGGACAGAAAAGCAGUAACUGCACAGAUCCAAGUAAACAAAAGAGCACCAUGAUCUUAGUCGCUCCAGCACCAGGCACUGGUCAAAACGACCAAGGCAAAAAAUCUCCCUUAAGUGAUGAGGAACAGAAGGGCAAUUGCCGCAUAGAGCAGGAUAAAGUCCAAAACAUGACCUUAACUGCCGCCACAGUGUCAGAUCAGACAGGCCAAACUGAACGACAGCAGCACGCUGUCCCUUUCAGCAGCUCACAAAACUGCAACAGUGCUGCCGAAAGGCAGAUCACCAAAAUGAUGAUGAUGCUGUUUGCUGUCUACACUCUGUGCUUUAUGCCCUUGACCCUGAUGGUGUUUUUUUCGAGUAAAGUUCCAGCCGAAGCCUUUACUGUUGGCCAGCUGUUGGCCGCAUUGAAUGGUGCCCUGAACCCGAUCGUAUACGGCGUCAUGAACAAAAACAUUCGCCAGGGGUACAAGAAUACCUGGGACAGGGUCCUCAACUUCAUAAUGUGA